Molecule: messenger RNA, 453 nt
Organism: Geodia barretti
Lineage: Eukaryota; Metazoa; Porifera; Demospongiae; Tetractinellida; Geodiidae
Source: the annotation of a GenBank genome assembly
AUGUGGGAGUUGAGGCAUCCCAUAGAUGCAGGGCCUAUCUUUGAGGGACGCGAUCUCGGCCGCGUGCUACGGUCGCACGCCUCUACAUUCACCACAAUCACGUCGAUCCCCACCGAGCUGGUCCAGUCCGGCAGGGAGCCGUGGCUUUCCACGGUCACACGAGGAAUGCUGUUCUCGAUAGCCCACAACGCGAUGACCAACGCCUUCCGGCACGCGCGCGCCGGCACGGUCGCAAUUGUGCUGACCUUCGAGGAUGAUGAGCUCCGAAUGUCCGUAUCGGACGACGGGACCGGCCUCCCCGAGGACUACUCGGAUCGCGGCCACGGCUUCAGAAACAUGAGAACGGACGCCGAACGAAUGGGCGGCAGGCUCGAAGCGGCCCCGGGCGAGUCCGGACGCGGCACGACCAUAACCUGUGUGGUUCCGUAUGACACCCGUCAAGGAGAUCGGUGA